AUGUCCUCCAGCUCCAGAUCUUUAGAGGACGUCAAAGCGCUCCUUCAGUCCAGCACAAUGACCAACCCACAGCUGACCGUGGACUUCUACAACAGCUGGUCCGAGAUGUACGAACAGGUGAGCAGACAUAUGACACUGGUCCUCUGGAGGAGAGGAGACCGAGACUUAGGACUCAGACUAAAGACUCAGACUAAGGAGGUAAAACCAGGAUCUGAAGGUCAGGACUCAUAAUUCAGGGUGACGAAGUCUUCGUUUAGUUCCUUUAUUCUCUUCAGAGAGGAGUGGGAUUAACAGCUGAGUACAGAUGUCCGCACAGUCUAUAUACAUUUAUUUAUUUAUUUAUAUUGGUUUUUAGUGCUGCUUUUGUACUGGCACUAUACUAGGACAGCUGUAUACCCUUUAACACUUUAUUUUUUAUAUUUAGAUUUGCAUUGAAUGGACACUUUAUCAUGACUGCCACUUGUUUUACAGAAAGCAAACUGUUUGUUAUUCUCCAGUGCAGAAUCUUUACUUUUAUUUAUACAGCCACUUUAUUUCAUUUAAGUUUGUUUGUUCAAGGUUUUCAAAAAUGUGACGAAGGUUGGGAAAAAUAAUAGAUAGCUUUCUAGAAAGCCACAUGUAUAAGCUCUCAAAUACUCUUUGAAUUUUGUUUCUAUCUGCUACAGAGGCUGAGAUAUCAGCUUUUUUUCGUUGGUUUGUUUGUUUGUGAGUUUGUUUGUCUGUUAGCAACUUUACGGAGAAAGUAGCAGACGGAUUGACCUGAAAUAGCGCCAAUGCUUUUUACUUUCACCUGGGCCCCAUGGGCCCCAAACCAUCUGCUACAGAGCUCCUCAUCUGGCGGUCGACGUUCUGAACGCAAACUUCUCUGGGAGUCGAGAAGGUGUUCAGGUUCUGGACGUGGCCUGUGGGACUGGCUUGGUCGCUAAACUGGUGAGCGAAAACACUUUUGGAUUCGAUAAAGCUAAAAUGAAGUUAAUCCUGUUUGGUUCAGUGAUCAGGACGUCAGUCUUUCAGGUUUUUUAAUCCUGCUGCUUUCCUGUACACUCUCUCAGAGUCUUUGUUUGUGUGUACAGAUGUCAGCGCACGGCUUUAAACACUUUGUGGGAGUGGAUGGUAGUGAGAAAAUGCUGAAACUAGCUGCUGAGACGGGCCUCUAUCAGGACCUCAGACUGGCUGUACUGGGAACAGAACCUCUGCCGACAAAGACCGGUAAACUGGAAACCUCAAAAACAAUCCCACACAUAUACAGAAAAAAACAUCUGAUACGAUAACUUUAAACAUCUGAAAUCUGACUCACAGUUCAGUACAGGGGAUUGAUCAGAGUGGUCUAGCCCGGGGAGUAAUUUAGAUUUAGUCUAGAACCGCCACUGGAUAUAAUGCAGAUAAAUCCUUCAGAUAAUUACCUCCGCCAAGGAGGUUAUGUUUUCGGUAGCAUUGGUUUGUUUGUUUGUUUGUUAGUUUGUUUGUCUGUUAGCAACUUUACGGAGAAAGUAGCAGACGGAUGUGAUCCAGAACACACAAAAAUUAGGGUGUCGUUGGAAUUUUCAAUGCUGAAAGAUAACCAAUGGGCGGCACAUCAGUAUAGAUAGGCAGCACAGUGGUGUAGUGGUUAGCACUGUCGCCUCACAACCCGAAGGUCCUGGGUUUGAAUCCCAGUCAGGGCAUUUCUUGUUUAAGGGGGGACAUGAGCUGCUUGGCGGAGGUCUGCGCUCUCCGAGUGCUUUUCUAGUUACAAAUGGGGCCCAGGUGAAAGUAAAAAGCAUUGGUGCUACUGUAGAUGCCAACAGACUACCAGCAAACACAAUGUUUGCAGGACUUCUACAGCUAGGAUAAAGUGACAUACUCCAGGACCCGAGGCCAACAGUUCAGCGGCGCUACAACACGCUACAGCAGGUCCCAUUUGACAAGAAACACUUAUGUUACAGACACUUGGCUUACUAGAGGACUCAGACUUCCUCUUAGACCCGAUUAGAGACUGGAUUCCUGUUUUUUAUCCGGGUGGCGUUCAGUCUUUGCAUACAUGUUCGGCCUUGUUCAGAUAUUGAGAUAAAAACAAACUAAACCUGCUUGGUCAGAGGAAAGGUCACUGGAUGGAAAACCACUGAAAUCGUCUGUCAUCACUUCAAUCCGGUUUUCUUAUGGUCCACAAUAAAAGCGACUCGAUGUCUGAAAUCAGCUGAACAUGUGACUGAAAUACUAACCAUCACCAUGAACCAACAGGACUCUGAGACCAUCUGCUACAGAGCUCCUCAUCUGGCGGUCGACGUUCUGAACGCAAACUUCUCUGGGAGUCGAGAAGGUGUUCAGGUUCUGGACGUGGCCUGUGGGACCGGCUUGGUCGCUAAACUGGUGAGCGAAAACACUUUUGGAUUCGAUAAAGCUAAAAUGAAGUUAAUCCUGUUUGGUUCAGUGAUCAGGACGUCAGUCUUUCAGGUUUUUUAAUCCUGCUGGCUUCCUGUACACUCUCUUUGGUUGUGUGUACAGAUGUCAGCGCACGGCUUUAAACACUUUGUGGGAGUGGAUGGUAGUGAGAAAAUGCUGAAACUAGCUGCUGAGACGGGCCUCUAUCAGGACCUCAGACUGGCUGUACUGGGAACAGAACCUCUGCCGACAAAGACCGGUAAACUGGAAACCUCAAAAACAAUCCCACACAUAUACAGAAAAAAACAUCUGAUACGAUAACUUUAAACAUCUGAAAUCUGACUCACAGUUCAAGUUGAAGACCUGGAGCUUUAACAUCUUAACAUGAGCAGAUCUGCAGGAUCAGGAGACAGUCAUACGUUAGUUUCUGAAGGUUCAGGUUAUGGAGGAGAAAAGAUCGAUUUCUGGCAGAUAUUAUUGGAUCUUCCAACAUGGAGAAAUCUGUGUGUUUAACCAUCAGAAGAUUGAAGUGAAUAUAAUCAGGGUAAAUUUGUAAUAAAAAACACUGAGGAUUAUAAUGUUUGACAUAGAACAGAUGUUUUCAGCGCUGAGAAAGCUUGACUCUGAAAGGUGGAAAAUCCAACAUAAACUCAGUCAAACAGGAAACAGGAUGAGAUCUGAAGAAGAGUCUGAGCGUCUUUUAUUGUCCAGACGACAAACAGAGUCUCGACCAAAACUGAGGAAAAACCUCUUUAAGUUUUUCCUCUUCUCCCUUUUAUAUCUGAAUCUGUGUGUAUCUGAAUACAGUCAAUGUGUACUGUUUGUAUCUCUAAUAUGUGUGUGUGUGUGUCUUCCGUCAUCACGGGUAUAUCAUAUCUAUCCUCCAGGAUAGGUUCCUCGUGAUGACGUGUUGUACUUUUCUCUGAAUCUCUUCGUUUAGAUUUAGAUUAUAUAAACAUAUAUAUAUAUAUACUGUAGAUAUCUAUAGUAUACUAUAUAUUGUAAAUAUACUGUAGGCAGUAAAAGAAUACUGACUUUUACUUAAUGACUCUGUUUUAUGAUGUUUUUAUGUUUUAUACUGUGAAGCACUUUGUGUACCCGUACUGCGAAAAGCACUAUAUAAAUAAACCUUUACUUACUUUACUUACUUACUUAGGCUACUGCUCUACUGCUCCAGGAAGACUGACUGAUCAAACUCGGACCAGAAAAGCGUUUUCAGCUACGCCAAAAGAUAAUUACUCUAAAUUUAAUUUCCUAAAUGUAUGAAACGAUUGGACUACAAAGUCCAGUCCAGUCCAGCUCAAAGAUACCAGGCAGGAACCGUGAACUGGACCUGAACUCUCAGAAAGAGUUGAACAGCUGCUGCUCUGGUUUUUAGGACCUGAUCUUGGCUCUCUCUCUCAAAGCUUCAGUUUUAACUUCAUGUCUUCAUGGUUGGACCUUCAGCUCUGAUCAGCGUCUGUCUUUAGUCUGAACUCUGAGGUUCCACAUCAGAACAGAGUCUGAGCACUUCUCUAACAUCUUCUUCUCCUGGUCUCAGGUGUGUUUGACGUGGUCAUCGUUGUCGGGGGUCUGGGUGCCGGUUUUAUUCCGGUCCAUGUGGUCAGGGAGCUCUGCGAUGCAGCCAAACCAGGUGAGAAAAUGAAGCUCCUGUCCUCCAAACCAAACCAUCUGAGGACGUCUUCUUUGGGGACACUGAGAGACCAGCAUGAGGUCCACUGUGAGGUCUGGUCUUCAGAGAGUCCCCCUCCUCACUAUUCAAGAUCUUUCUAAAGAGGUUUUCCACCAAACUGUCUCUGAGUGAACCGUCUGCUGUCUGUCUGUCUGCCUGCAGGAGGUCUGGUCUGCAUGAGCCUAGGAGACCACCUAGGAGCCAACAGUCAAAGGUUCAAGGCUGAUCUGGAGAUGGAGCUGCAGCUGAUGGAGCAGGAGGGUCAGUGGACUCAGCUGGGAAUCAAACGCAGCGACAGGUACAUGGGCAACACACAUCAGAGCGCCGAGGGAGACCGAGACCACCAGCAGGGGGAGCAGUUCAUCAGCGGCUUUAUCUACCUGUACAGGAAGUCCAGUCAGACGGUCUCAAACAAUCCGAAAACAGGAGUCUGA
Messenger RNA from Xyrichtys novacula (pearly razorfish), 4467 nucleotides. The record is from the annotation of a GenBank genome assembly. Lineage: Eukaryota; Metazoa; Chordata; Actinopteri; Labriformes; Labridae.